Molecule: messenger RNA, 3225 nt
Organism: Exserohilum turcica Et28A
Lineage: Eukaryota; Fungi; Ascomycota; Dothideomycetes; Pleosporales; Pleosporaceae
Exons: 1
Coding region: 1-3225 (1074 amino acids)
Molecular function (GO): helicase activity
Source: RefSeq, a predicted model, not a curated record
AUGGUAGAGGAAGAAGACGAGACUCGAAUCAUAUUUCAUGAAGACCUACGCGACCGGUCAUUCGUACGCAUCAGGGUCACACACAUGUACAAGGAUAACACACGUUCGGAGGAACAACACAGUCAUGAGACUGACAUCGAUCUCACAUACCGCAACACCCGGCGUCCCGGAGAUCUCCCCAAGAAAUCUCCAGAGCGCGAUUUCUACGUACCUUCUCACCAAAUCAUCGACGUCUCGGACAAGUCCUUCAUCCCAGACCUGCAGAAGCUCUUUCCGCACCUCGCCCGCAAGGAUGAGCAGUAUUGGGGGAAGUGCUACAAGUCCUUGGGAUAUGACAUGAAACUCACCUUGCUGAAGUUCUACCAAAACGAGCUGCCAAUGACGAGUAACUUGUUCUCACCAAGAGAGAACGUCCCGACGUCGUACCAAAACCUUCGGAUUGUCAUGCGACAUGCCCCCAUGAUCUUUGCACUGGUCCGCAAUAUCGACAUCGAAAGGGUGACUAAAUCCAUGAUGAACCGGUUCGGUGAACUCGCCAAGUAUGACCCUCUAUCGGAGCUCUUCGUCGACAGUCACCAUCCAUACACCAACAAGAACAUUAAGGACGCAUUGGAGUUACCCCGAUUUGACACGUUGCCAGAGUACUCUUUCGAGAGCUGGAGGGAGUUUUCCGUCCAUAGCGGUGUUGGCGCCAUCAUGGAACUCCGUUUUAGCAUGCGAAACCAGGUCCGUCGUGGCGAGGCGUCGGUUCACCCAGUACCUCACACACAAAUCAAAGUCGAUGGCAGGUCAUUGGACUUGUCAUUGUUCGUUAAUUUUCUCGAAGGCAGAACUCAUCGUAAUUUGCCCAAGCUCACCGUGGGCGACCUUGUCACGGUGGAUUUUAACAACUCCAAAGACGACGCAGAACCAGAACACUACUGGGAUGGCAGAGUGGUCGCUCCCACCUUGUCCACCGGCCCCGGACAAAUCUGUAUGAUUGUGAACCGCCCAAACGAUGAGAUAGACAUACUCGAUUAUGAACCAUACACGGAGCUGACGGCGGCCGACAUGGACAAGAUGACUGCCCCGCAGCUCCAGGAGUGGUCUUACAAAAAUCUCAACUUGAGAAUCACCGUCUGGAAGCAAAUUGACAAAAAUGAGCUCAAGCGACUCUGCAAUGGGCUGAACAACAUGAAGGUUCCGAGAGAGCUCAAGCACAUGUACAAGGGCAAGGUACACAUCCUGAAACAGUUCCGCCGCUUGGUCCAAUGUCGGGAUCACACCCAAUACGACAUGUCUUCGCUCUAUGAUACUCUUCACCCCGAUGAUCGAGGCCGCUUCAUGAACACCUUGCGUUCUUCACUCUAUGACUAUCAGAUGGCACCAGUCACUCGUUGGUCUAACAAAGGUGUGACCGCGAACAUUGUAGCCCUUGGAGGCAUAUCGGGUUCCGGCAAGACUCAUACGAGUAUCAGUGUUCUCAGUGGUUAUACCUUGAGGGUCAAAAUUGACCAUGAGAAAAAGGCCAUGCAAGAGCUCGACUUCCUCCGACUUUUCGAGGGGAAGUCUGAGAACCCCGAGCUCUGUGCUGCUCAGACCGAGGCCAUUUAUCUUGAUUCCGCCGACAACCAGAUGGAAUUCAAUGACAGUCUGGAGGAAGAGUUCGAGAAGGGUCGCGUCACACACGCUUGCAUUCAGAAUGAGACUGUCGAUCAUAGCUACGACAUGUGGCGCAAGCGGCUCGAUGAGCUUUCCAAGUCAAUGAAUGUUCGCAGAAAGCUCGUCAUUCGUUUACAUUCAAUCCAGUCGGAGCGCAAGGCCUUCCACGCCAUGAUCAAUCCAAACUUCAAGGCAGGUUCUAAAGACAACCCUGAGCGAUACGAACCGAACGGCGAGCUUUGUGGAACAACCAGCGAAUCCCUGCUCGAACACUACCUCCGCGAGAUGCGCACCGAACAUACUGGUAUCACCGACAAACGCUUCCGCAUGGUCCAAGGCUCGCUGGCGUAUGUUAUACUGCAGCUCGCACGGUUCAGCGGUUUUCGUAUGACUGAAGAAGUGGCCAACACUUGGACUGGGAGGGAGCGCAAGCAAAUUGCAAAAAAACUCAAGGUGGUCAUCACUGCCAACAGGGAGUUACAGACUGCGGGCGAGAUGACUGAGGAUACCUACCAGGCAGUGGAUCAGGCUUUCGAAGCCGGUUACUAUUUCAUCAUUGAGCGCGUUCCCGUCAUCUGUUGUACUCUAGCUAUUGCAACAACGAAUAGCUUCCAGAUCCAUCGCAAGGCACACGCCGUCGCCCUGGAAGAAGCUGGCCGAGCCAUCGAUCUAGACAUCACGGCCCUCCUCUCGUCACACUGGGCAUGCGACCUUGUCAUGUUGGUCGGCGACUGGAGGCAACUGAGUUAUACUCCGUAUGGACCAGCAGACGAGAAUCCGUUCCAACUCCAGCUAUCGCGGUCCACCUUUUCCCGGCUCAACUUUACGGGGUUUCCCAUGCAGCUGCUCACCCACACGUCGCGCUUCACCAACCCCACGCUCCUCAGGCUCUGCGCCCGUCUUAAUGCCGAGAUGCAUGUCACUGCAGUACCUGGGUCCUUGAACACGGAGCUAGAGCAAUAUGCGAAGGAGAUCAACCUAGACAUUUGGGGCAAGGAGAGUGUGGUCGUUGUCGUCAACACGAAAGACGCCAAGGCCCACUGCGACAGGACUGGUUCAUGGUACUGCAGCACUACUGCUAUCAUAGCCAUGCACGACAUUGUCAGCCGCGUGCGGUGCGUCUCUGGCGACGAUAUAAUGGUAAUCACGCCUUACAAAGCCCAACUCCGCGUCUUACUCGCACUGCGAGACGAAGCGGUGCAUGACGCUCUCGCCAGACGUUGGACGGGUUUGGCGGAGCAACUUACGAGAGUCAUGAUCAUCACUGUGGAUUCAUCCAUGGGCAAGGACCGCCAUCACGUUGUCCUUGAUACCGUUGGCCAUGACAGUGGGUUUCUCUGGCAACAGCCUCGUAGCCUCGUCGCUGGCACCCGGGCUCGCACCAGCUUCACCUUUAUCGGCCCCACUUUACCGUUUACCUCGCCGUUUAGAAGCGCCAAGGACCGUCUGAGGAAUAUGUUGUGCGAAUGGGGUCGUGAGGGCUUGAUUGUCACUGUCGAGCGCUACGACAUGCAUAGAUUCGAACAGUAUCCGAGCGUCCUAAGGGCGAUGGAAUUAUCCUUGGGUUAUAGAAAUCGCUUCUAG